This is a messenger RNA of Ornithodoros turicata, 1576 nucleotides long. RefSeq lists its product as uncharacterized. NCBI's taxonomy places the organism in Eukaryota, Metazoa, Arthropoda, Arachnida, Ixodida, Argasidae. Gene Ontology annotation, molecular function: DNA binding. Bases 85 to 1554 code for a protein of 489 amino acids. The transcript is spliced from 10 exons. The record is from RefSeq and is a predicted model, not a curated record. Gene Ontology annotation, biological process: negative regulation of DNA-templated transcription.
AACUCCUAGAAAGGGUGUGGACGACUGGAGCCUUUCGUUGUUUGCUUUCAGGCAUUUGUUUGCAUCUUUGUUUUGACAGCCGCUAUGUUUGCGUAUGUCAGGUAUUUGUUUGAUGACGUACGGGUGGUUGUGCCUGUAACGGACAUUAAGAACUUUCCGGGUGAUGUGGACAUAACAGACCUCAACGGCAACGCGGAGUUUUCUGUGUUUAAGGUGUAUUGGGCAGGGGACAGAAAAACGCGUGGGGGAUAUUACGACGCGCAAGUCAUCUACCUUGCAGACGAUGAAGCCGACGCAAAAUGUGGCGGUGAGAGGAAGCGGCUGGGAAAGGCGCCACGCAUUGAAGCCAUAUCACAGCCGUCGAAAAGCAAGAAGGACAAUACUGUUAAGAAGAAAAAAUCAAAAAGAUCAAAAAAAGACAUGGAGACUGCGCUACUUCGGGAGCUGAGCUCCGAUUCUGAAGACGACUGCGUCAUACUGUCCUCAGAAAAGAAAGAGUUGGAAGUGAGGCUGGCCAGGUGUCAGAAAGAACUACGCCGAGCAAGAGAGGAAAACCUCCAUCUGCAAAAAGCACUUGUGGCAAAGGUCCUGGAAGCAGAUACAAUCAUUGAGAGAUACCACUGCAAGUGCUGCAGCAGAGGGAUAGAGCAGCACGUCUCUUCAGUGAGCACUGAUGACAUCGGAGCAAUGACAGUGCACAAGGCAGCUGCAGUUAUCGGCAGUGAAAGGAGGGGUGUCGUCAGCACUGCUGCAGCAGCUUCAACUGUUUCUGGCAGCCAGGAGAACAGCAGUGUCAGGCCUGCUCCAGUAGCUACAGCAGUUACUGGCAGCUCUCAUGCUGUGCCUUCAGCUGUUACUGUCAGCCAGACAAGCACUGGUAUGGUACCUGCUCCUGUAGCUUCAAUGGUCUCCAGCAGCCAGAGAAGCACUAGGAUUGGUAUCAGUCCUACUCUAGCAGGUACAGGCAACCAAAGAAGUGGUGUCACCUGCCCCACUCCACUAGAUGUUGAUUGGCUCAUGGAGGAGCCUAUAGCAGACCACGAAGUCCUUUUGCGGACUCCACCAUCAUUGGCUCGUGAAGUGCAACCCUCGGAACACUUCGUACACGAAGCUCACUGCACAGUGGAAAACAGAGCCAUGGUGCUAGAUGUGCCACGUGAAGACAGCACCGCUCCUGGAGACACGCACGGGGGUGAAGUUGAGAUGACAGACAUAGGAGGAGGAGUCACUGUUCGCAGUGCACAGUGGAAGCGGAUAUCAGCCCAAGAAAAGGACUCCCUGUUCCUGAAGGAGGCCCUUGUUCUGAUUUGGGGAACAGAGACCCUUAGAAACAGAACUGUGACGGGCCGGCCAUGCAACAAAUUGAAGUCUCAAGGUGUGGGACCAGUCGACCCUGGGCUAACACCGAAGAAACUGGACGCUUUGAAAGAGGCAUAUCGGAAGCGUCUGACAGCAAGAGGGGAGAAGGAAGAGGAGAUCACAAAAAAAAUGAAGAAAGUGCGCGAGACGCUAAACGAUAAAAUAAAAAGCUUGAAAAAGUGGCCAGGUGGUUAAAUUUAUAAGACCUUAUAUAUAC